Parus major (Great Tit) is the source of this 1301-nucleotide messenger RNA. RefSeq names its product selectin P ligand (gene SELPLG). The record is from RefSeq and is a predicted model, not a curated record. NCBI's taxonomy places the organism in Eukaryota, Metazoa, Chordata, Aves, Passeriformes, Paridae. Gene Ontology annotation, biological process: hemopoiesis; leukocyte tethering or rolling. The transcript is spliced from 2 exons. Gene Ontology annotation, cellular component: plasma membrane. The coding region runs from base 87 to 1277 and encodes 396 amino acids.
CCAGGGCUGCCCUCGCCCCGCCCGUGCCAGGCCCUGCCGGUGAGUCCUGCACUUGGGACCCCGCCGCCUCCAUCAGCACAGGUCCCAUGGCGCUGGGCCGAGCCGUGCUGCUGCUGCUGCUGCUGCUGAGCCCCCUUCGGGCGUGUGGGGCUGAGCUGCUGGAGCCGGGGCUGCCCCGGGACGGGCAGUGGGUCUGGGGGGCGGCCGAGCCCCUGCCCCUCUCCCGUGGGAAGAGGGAUGACAGCAGGAAGGGGCUCGGUGUCACGGCGAUGCUCAGCAGUGACAGGAGCGAUGGUGUCUCUGUGCCGCCGCCAGCACCCGGCACCGAGGCCAGGCUGCUCCCUGUGCCAACCGCGGCCGAGCCCUUGGAUGAUUCCCCCGAGCCUGAGCUGCUCCUGAGCUCUGCAGCACCAGAGCCCAGCACAAACGCCAGCCUGCUCCGGGUGCCUGUAGUGUCCACCACAGCCGAGCCUAUGGAUGAGACAGAUUCCCCUAAACCCGAUUUACUGGAGGACUCUGUGGAACCAACAGUGCCCAGCCUGCUCCAGGUGCCUGUGGUGUCCACCACAGCUGAUCCCAUGGACGAGACCGAUUCCCCUGCUCCCGACCUGCUCCUGAGCUCUGCCCCACCACCAGCACCCAGCACCAAGGCCAGCCGGGCGCCCGUGGUGCCAAGCACAGCUGAUCCCAUGGACGAGACCGAUUCCCCUGCUCCCGAUCUGCUGCCAGGCUCAGAGCCCCAAAAGAGCAUCGCCACCACCACCCGCAGCUGGCUCACGUCCCCCAUGGAGGAGAGCACAGUGACUGAUGGCCUGGACAGCCGCUCCUCCGCGGGACCACGCUCAACAGCCCCUCCAGCCUUUGUCCUCACCACCACGGGCUACAAGAACCCCAAGAAAUACGGGGCUCCGCCUGCAGCGACCCUCCCGGCCUCUUGGGACACCACGCCGGAGGCCACCGCGGUGCCCUGGGAGCCCAGCGGGAUGAUGAUGAGCAAGUGCCUGCUGGCCAUCCUGCUGCUGGGGCUGGUGGCCGCCACCUUCCUGGUGUGCACGGGGGUGCUGGGGACGCUGCUGUGGCGGCGGGCGCGCUCGGGGCAGCGCCGGUUCAGCCGCACCGAGAUGGUUUGUAUCUCCUCGCUCCUGCCCGACGCCGAGGCGGCCGCCGGUCCCCGGCCUGUCCCGGCCCGGCGGCACAAGCUGCUGCUGCCCGACGGCAGCUCCGAGCCCGAUGGAGACAACCUGACUCUCAGCAGCUUCCUGCCGGAGCACUCCUGAGCCUCGGGAGUGGCUCCUGCAUCC